Perkinsus marinus ATCC 50983 is the source of this 774-nucleotide messenger RNA. RefSeq lists its product as hypothetical. Gene Ontology annotation, biological process: nucleobase-containing compound metabolic process. Gene Ontology annotation, molecular function: nucleic acid binding; 3'-5' exonuclease activity. Gene Ontology annotation, cellular component: nucleus; cytoplasm. The transcript has 7 exons. The record is from RefSeq and is a predicted model, not a curated record. The coding region runs from base 24 to 629 and encodes 201 amino acids. NCBI's taxonomy places the organism in Eukaryota, Perkinsozoa, Perkinsida, Perkinsidae.
CUUGUCCUCUAAAUCGCCAAAGUAUGUCCACUGAUACUUACGUCGGCGACAUUCACAUCGUAGAUGGUCCUGAUGAUCUCUACGAAUUCUGCAGGAAUAUCUUGUUCAGAGAGCCUUUGGGUUUGGACUUCGAGUGGAACAGAGAAUUCAAAGGACAGAACAACCCGAUUGCUUUGAUUCAAGUCGCCACUCCCACCAAUGGAGUUUUACUUUUCCGUUGUAGACCUGGCGAGGAUCUCCAUCCUAUACUUCGCGAUGCUCUCACAUGCCCCAACACCGUCAAAGUUGUCUGUGGUUUCGAUAGUCGCGAUAAGAAGAAAUUAAUGGAGAGUUUUGGCAUUGAAAUUCCCCCACGAUCUCUCGUUGACGUGUCUAAAGAGGCUCAGAGACAAGGGAUGCACAAGACUGGGUUGAAGGCUAUUUGCCGCGACCUUCAGUUCAACAUUUUCAAACCUACUUACCCGAAUUUCCAUCAGUGGAGUGGACGUCUGAGGAAGAGUCAAAUUCGUUAUGCUGCGGCUGAUGCCUGGUUUCCUCUGCUGAUUGCUGUCGAAUGGGGACUCAUUGAUAUUGAUGAGAGCGUUCAAGAGCAGAUGCUCGAUUUGGUUGACUCCUAUGCAACCGUGUAGUUGCUCCAAGCUUCGCACUACUACCUCCUUCUGACGAUCGUCAUUGAGGGUUCCAAGUCGUGUGGGAGGAGUUUAUAGAGUAGAGGGUGAAGGAUAUUGAUUAAACUAAAAGACUCUUUUUUUGAUUAAACUAGAUUUACACGUA